This is a messenger RNA of Trematomus bernacchii (emerald rockcod), 1825 nucleotides long. Its product is annotated as B-cell receptor CD22-like. The transcript has 10 exons. Lineage: Eukaryota; Metazoa; Chordata; Actinopteri; Perciformes; Nototheniidae. The record is from RefSeq and is a predicted model, not a curated record. Bases 442 to 1671 code for a protein of 409 amino acids.
GUUGAGACGGUUGAUGUUCAUUUGAUACUGAAGAUCCUGGGAAUCAUAAUGCUCAUCAGUACAAUGGUCAUCUUUGAAUGCUGGUUUAGAUCAAGACGCUCUUCUGAACCAGAGGAGGUAUCCACCAGACGAGGAGAGGACGCAGCAGAAGCAGACUAUGUCAACUGUGUGGUCGAGUUACAAACAUCCUGAGUCACAAAGAGAGCAGGAAGACGUUCAGUUCACUUUUACUGAAAGAAAAUGCUGUAUUGAUUUGCCUUAUAUGUUCCACAUUAAGAAGGAGUGGCUUACAGGAUUGCAGUGAGAGGUGUGAUGAAAAUAAAAACAGGAUAUUAGCACCGAGACGAAAUAUGGGUCCUUUUUUCUACAAGACUAAAUACUGUAGAACAUUUGUUGGACACCUUACAUUACUUCCUGAAUUGCACAUUUUGAAUCCUGAAUAUGGUGACCAACAUGUUGCUGCUAGUCCUCUUUGUUUCAGAUUUUCUCCCACAUCUUGUCGAAGGUGCUUGUGAGCACCUUCGCAUCACCACCCCGAAGCAGAUGGAAGCACUGAGUGGAUCCUGUUUGCUGAUCCCGUGUAUCUUCAGCGCUGGCCCAGAUGUGGGCUUCAACAGCGAACGAGAAAUCUUCGGAGUGUGGAUUAAAGAAGAGCCUGCAUUUGGCAAAAAUAAAGAAAACGUGAUUUUCCACAGUGAUGGGACAAUCAACAGAUAUCCAAUGAGUAUUACUGGAGACCUGAGACAGGGAAACUGCACCACUCUGUUUUCUACUUUGGAAGAAAGUCACACAGACAAAUACUUCUUCAGAAUUGAGAACAGCCCAUUUAUGUCAACAGCUGCAUGUGAUCCUCUUCAAAUAACAGUGAAAGAUUCUCCUCCGAGCCCCACCAUUGAGAUCCCAGGUGAUCUGAAGGAGGCGGAGUCUGUCACUGUAACCUGCUCAGCUCCAGCUCCCUGUCCACACUCCCCUCCUAAACUCACCUGGACUCUCCAACAAGACCCUCCCAACACAAUGGAGGAAAACCCAGAUCGGACCUUCACGACUAAGAUCCAGAAGACCCUCACUCUGACAGACCAACAUGAUGGAUUCAACAUCACCUGCUCUGCCAGCUAUCCUGUGAAUGAAGGGAAAGAUGUUAAGACAGCAGAGGAGACAAAGACUCUCCAUGUUUCAUUUAAUCUCACAUUUUCCUCAGAUGCUCCUAAGGACACCUCCGCCUCCGUCAGUCCGCCCUCAGGUUCGGUGUCAGCGUGCAGCUGGGUGAAGCUGAGCUGCUCCAGCAGAGCCCAGCCUCCCGUCAGCAGCUUCACCUGGUUCAAGGAGAGCCAAGAUGGAGACAUGAACGUCUCACAGGGAGAGAUUUACAGCUUUGAUGCCACAGAGGGAGGACGUUAUUACUGUGUGGCCACAAAUGGGCUUGGUGAAGAAACAUCACCAAAGAUCCAGCUGGCUAACGGAGGUGAUCAACAGAUUGGGACAGUAGGCCUAGAUGUUCAUUUGAUACUGAAGAUCCUGGGAAUCAUAAUGCUCGUCAGUACAAUGGUCAUCUUUGAAUGCUGGUUUAGAUCAAGACGCUCUUCUGAACCAGAGGAGGUAUCCACCAGACGAGGAGAGGACGCAGCAGAAGCAGACUAUGUCAACCGUGUGGUCGAGUUACAAACAUCCUGAGUCACAAAGAGAGCAGGAAGACGUUCAGUUCACUUUUACUGAAGGAAAAUGCUGUAUUGAUUUGCCUUAUAUGUUCCACAUUAAGAAGGAGUGACUUACAGGAUUACAGUGAGUGGUGUGAUGAAAAUAAAAACAGGAUAUUAGCAUAGAGACG